AUGACGUCAAAUACGGAUCAACUGCCAGACUCUGUCGCAAACACAGAGCCGGACCCCAAGCCAGCGCCCAAGCUGUCAGACCACGACUUUAAAAUAUACAAUCAACUCGCCGUCCGGAUGGACUAUUACCACGAAAACUUUCGCCGCACCUGGAACCUCCUCUGGACGUACGCCACCACCGGCCAGCGCUCCCACGGACAGUCCCUCGCGCAGCUCGUCCGCGCCGGCCUCGAGUUUGGCGAGCACCUGACGGUGCACCACGGCAUCGAGGAGCAGCACAUCUUUCCCGAGCUGGCGCGGCGCAUGCCCGCCUUUGACGCGCGCCGCGGCGACCUCGUGCGCCAGCACAAGGCCAUCCACGCAGGGCUCGACGGCCUGCAGGCGUACUUGAAGGGCGUGCGGCGCGGGGACGAGGUGCUCGAGGCGGGCGCGUUGAAGGAGAGGAUGGAGGCAUGGGGGACCGUGCUCUGGACGCAUCUGGACGAUGAGGUCCGGACGCUAGGUGCGGAGAAUAUGGCAAAGUACUGGACAAAGGAGGAGAUAAUGAAGAUGCGGUGGUGA
Cordyceps militaris CM01 is the source of this 561-nucleotide messenger RNA. RefSeq lists its product as uncharacterized. The record is from RefSeq and is a predicted model, not a curated record. The transcript has 2 exons. The coding region runs from base 1 to 561 and encodes 186 amino acids. Lineage: Eukaryota; Fungi; Ascomycota; Sordariomycetes; Hypocreales; Cordycipitaceae.